UUCUCAUUACUUCACAAAUAAAACACGAAACAAACACGUCCCCCGAACCUCAAAACCCUUUGUCUCGCUAGCUUUCUUCUCUUUACUUCUCUCUGAAAAACCAAGAACUCUCUCUAUCACUCUCUCUCUCUACGAUGGAAGACGACGACGAAUUUGGAGAUCUCUACACUGACGUCUUACGUCCAUUCUCUUCAUCCUCAUCCUCUACUCCGCAACCAACACAACCUCUCUCUGCACCCUCUUCUCUCCACCGUCCGAUCGAUAUCAACGACGCCGUCAAAGACGACGAUGACGAGAUCCUCCACGGCAAUCCUCCUGAUCCAUCCAAUCGAAACUCUAUUCAAAUUACCUCUUAUUCAGCUCCUCGAAUUAGGGUUUUGGGAGAUGCAGAAUCGCCUAUUAAAGGAUCCAUUGGCGAGGACACAGAGGUCAGUUUUGAUAUCGAGGAGGUCAAUACUGGGAUUCUUGAAGAUUCGGGCCCGAUUAUCCCUGGAUUGAUGGAAGAUGAUUCUAGAAAGAGGGAAGCUUCUGCUGAGAUCAGUGGCGGUGGUGGCGAUUGGCAAGACGAGGAGGAGAGUGAUAGCGAGGAUGAUUUGCAAAUAGUGUUGAAUGAUAACACUCAUCCUGGCGGGACCAUGGGAAUUGAUAGAGAGAUCGGUGAUGAUGACGAGGAUGGGGACCCGCUUGUGAUUGUCGCUGAUGGAGAUGGACCGAAUCAAGCGAUAGAGGAGCAGGAUUGGGGUGGCGGUGAGGAUGGGGUUGCGGCUGCAGGAGGUGGGGCAGAAGGCGAGAGGAAAGAAGUAGGAGAAGCGGUGGGGAAAGGAAAUGCAGUGGUCGGACCGAAGAUUGGGUAUAGCAAUCAUGUGUAUCAUCAUCAUCCGUUUCAUUCUCAGUUUAAGUAUGUAAGACCUGGUGCAGCACCGAUGCCUGCAGCUACUAGUGUUGGUCCCGGAGGAACUCCAGGUCAAGUCCGUCCUCCUAUGAACAUGGGUGCUAUAGCUGGUCGAGGUAGAGGUGACUGGCGACCAGUAGGAAUAAAAGGUGCCCCUCAAAAGAACUUUCAUCCAGGAUUUGGGGGGUCUGCUUGGGGUGCAGGGAGGGGUUUUGGCAGUGGAAUGGAAUUCACGCUUCCUUCCCACAAGACCAUAUUUGAUUUUGACAUUGAUGGCUUUGAGGAAAAGCCAUGGAAAUAUCCUGGCGUGGACAUAUCGGACUACUUCAACUUUGGUUUGAAUGAGGAGAGCUGGAAAGAUUAUUGCAAACAGCUGGAACAAUAUCGACUGGAGACUACAAUGCAAAGCAAAAUUCGUGUUUAUGAAAGUGGGCGGGCAGAGCAGGAAUACGAUCCUGAUUUGCCACCAGAACUAGCAGCGGCAACAGGUUUCCAUGCUCCAGCUGACAAUUCAAAUGCUGGAAAGUCAGACAUUGGACAGAGUGAUUUGGCUAAAGGAUCUGCUCGUAUGCGGCCACCAAUACCAACUGGAAGAGCAAUACAAGUUGAAACUGGUUAUGGUGAACGCAUCCCCUCCAUUGAAGGUCGAGCUCCUCGACUUCGUGAUUCUGAUGCCAUCAUAGAGAUUGUCUGCCAGGGCUCUCUAGAUGAUUCCCCCCCAAGAGAUGGUGUCCAGGAUGGAGCACACAAUGAUACUCAAAAAGAUGACUUUAAAGUGAGCGAUGCAUCUGAAGAUGACAUGGAACAGACAGAGAAUGAAUAUGCUGUUGGUUUUCCACAGGCCUACAAUGGUCGAAAGGGUGGGAGGAGAACACCUUACAUGAAUUCUGCCCACAACAUGUCUGAGGGAGAUGUUUUGCCCUUCCAUCCCAAAGCACCAGCUCCAUACCACCAGACUGGUUCUAGGGGUCACCCUCCUUCCUACCGUGGUAGGGACUCUGGCACCGCUCAUGAGGAAAGGCGGAUGCAGGGAAGAUCAUGUGAUAGUUCUCCUCAUUUAACUCCUAGUCAAAACUCACGAGACAAGAAAUUUCUUGAUGAUGUGGAGGAAGAAUCAACUGAAAGUAUGGACGCUAAACUCAGUCCACGGAUAUCAUCUCCUAUCACAGUUCGAGAUGCAAGAGAGUUGAGUUCUGAGGAAAAAGAUGAUGUUGAGCCUUUGCAAGCUGAGGGAAGCUCUAGAUUGGGAAGGGAUGAAAUGACUGAGAAUGAAGAAACCACUAAUGAUAAGGAUGGAAAUGUGCACCAUUCUACAAGGAAACAAAAGGUAAGUUCUCAUGUCGAACAGCCUGCAUUGCAACAGCUUGAUGAUGAGGAAGACUCAAAGGCUGCAAGAAGCAGUGAAAAUAGCAAAGCAAGAUCAGGCAGUAGCAAAGAUUAUCAGAAAUGGCAAGAUGGUGUUGAGGAGGAAGUUGUUCAAGAUAGACGUUCUACACGCUCAGGGAGCAUCAGACGGCACCUUGAUGAAAAUGAACAGAAUUUUCAAAGAAAGGAUCGUGAUGUGAGAAGAGAGAUGGAAAGAAAUCGUGGUGUGAUAAGAGGGAGGGAGGAUUCUUAUCCUCAUAGAGACCUGGAUCCUAGCUUGCCCCAUCAUUUGCAUACGAAGCAUGAGAGCUAUGAUAAGCGAAAGGAGCAUGAAAAUCCAGAUAUCUCUUGGCAACAAAGAGAUGAAGAUCCACAUAGCAGAAAACAUAGAACUGAAGACAGGAAGAGGGAACACGGAGAUGAAAUGGGAUCAAGGCACCGGGGUAAGAUUCAGGAGACUGAGAGGAGUGACAAAGGUGAACAUCUUCAUUCAAGGAAACAGUUAGAGAAUGGCAGCUACAGGAUCCAUCAUGAUAAGGAUGGCAGUUCACGGCACAGGGAAAGAGAUGACAAUUUGAAGAGUAGGUUUGAAAUGGUAGAUGACUACCAUAGCAAAAGGAGGAAAGAUGAAGAAUAUGUGAAAAGAGAAUAUGCUGAUAAGGAGGAGAUACUGCAUGGCCACAGAGAAAAUACCAGUCGACGAAGGCACGAAAGAGAUGAUCAGCAAAGGAUUAGAGACAAUCUUGAUGGUUAUCACUCUGUUAAGCAUAAAGACGAGGUCUGGCUCCAAAGAGAGAGGGGUGAGAGGCAGAGGGAGAGGGAGAGGGAGAGGGAGAGGGAGGAGUUAUAUAGGGUAAAACAAUCCAGUGAAGAAAAUUUACCAAAACGAGAGAGAGAAGAAGGACGAGCAUCUGCAAGGAGUGGGCGUGUUGUGGAUGACAAAGCAUGGGCUGGCCAUGCUUGGGGGAAAGAUGAAUAUAAAGUUUCUGAUAAAGAGUACCAACUUAAAGAUACAGUUCGAAUCAGUGAACACCAGAAGAGAAGGGACCGAAUGGAGGAUGAAAGUCUUUCACAUCAUAGGGGACGUGAUGAUGUUUAUGCACGAGGAAAUCAGUUUAGUAAUGAAGAGAGAAGAUCCAGGCAGGAAAGGUCAAGCUCUCGUGUUGAUCGCACUGGAGAUACUUCUGUUAGCCAAAGGGUGCAUGAGAAGAAGCAUAAAGAAAACCCAAGGAAGAAUAAAGAAUCUGAUGGUGGAGAUCAUGGCACUUGGGGCCCUUCCAAAAGAAACCAAGACAACCUGAAUGGUCACAGUGAUGAAACGGUUUUAAAACGCUCUCGUGAGCCAGGAAGCAGAGAGGCUGAGAUCUUGAUGCAAUUGAACUCUUCCAAAAGACUCAAGAAAAAUGCUUCCUCGGAUGAUGAACAACAAGAUUCCAGGAGAGGACGCUCAAAAUUGGAGCGUUGGACAAGCCAUAAAGAGAGGGAUUACAAUAUCAGCAAGGCAUCAGCUUCCUUGAAGUUUAAAGAGACUGAUAGGAAUAACAAUGGUGGAUCUUUACAAGGCAGUAAACUUUCUGAUGAACCCCCUAAGAAAGUUGAGACUGUUGAGAAGCAGGCAAAAAUCGAGACUGUUGAGAAGCAUUGCACAGGUGAAGAGAAAGAUGUUGCUGAUGCAGAGAAUAAGGAUACUGAUACAAAGCCAUCGGAGGACCGGCACUUGGACACGGUUGAGAAGUUGAAGAAGCGGAGUGAGAGGUUCAAGCUUCCAAUGCCAAGUGAGAAAGAUGCCUUCUCAGUAAAAAAGAUGGAGAGCGAGGCAGUGCCUUCUGUCAAACCUGAGACUCCUGCAGAUUCAGAGAUUAAACCAGAGCGGCCUCCUCGAAAACGAAGGUGGAUCAGCAAUUGAAAGCGAAGUUGAGAAUACAUGUUCAAGUGCAUUGCUCUAUUGAUUUUGAGAGCCUUGUUCCUGUCAUACGCCAGUGAUUUAAGAUGGCUUCCAGGGAUGGGCAUGUACCUCUGCGACAGUGAUAAAAUCUUGUAACCAUGUUGUUUCCAUACUUAUUUAAUAUCUAUGUGUACAUACUAAUAGAUGUAACAUUGAACUGGUCACUGAUGCUGGCCCCAGAAUUACAUUUAGUGCCAAUCUGAACUGCAGUACUCCGAUUUAAUCUGCGGUGGCGUGAGGGUGAAAUACACGACCAACAAAUGCUGUUAACAGGAUAGUCCUUGAGAUGAAGCACUAGUUCAAAGAAAUCUGUAUGGAGCACUGGUGCAAUACUUUUGUAUGCUGGUAGAAAUUCUCAUAAAUGUAGAUGUGGACUAGUGAUAUUACACGAUUAUCUGUAUUUAUCAUUCCUUCCCUCUUUAUUUGGGGCGGGAAGCGGGAAACAGGUGAUCAGAAAUCUGUUUUUGUAUAAGAGGAAUGAGUUUCUGGAAA
Messenger RNA from Populus nigra (black poplar), 4694 nucleotides. Its product is annotated as FIP1[V]-like protein. The transcript has 9 exons. NCBI's taxonomy places the organism in Eukaryota, Viridiplantae, Streptophyta, Magnoliopsida, Malpighiales, Salicaceae. Gene Ontology annotation, biological process: mRNA processing. The record is from RefSeq and is a predicted model, not a curated record. Bases 135 to 4163 code for a protein of 1342 amino acids.